AUGAUACUGCAACGAGUAGCUCAGGUGUGCGCCAGACCAAUAACCCUGAGAGGGUUUGCGACCAAAGCGAAGUCACCACCAUCAUUCCCGACAACGCCGACAUGUCCCUCGCCAACAUGUGCAUGCGCACCCACCCCCGAGUUCCCCGAGGGGUUUGAAAUUGACCACAAGACAAAUAUCAAUGGACUGAUUUCCAACUACGCGCAACAUGUCCUGGUUUGCACGGGCAAAGACGACUGGCCGUCCCGUAUUGAGGACGACAACAGUGGUGAUAACCUCGCUGCUGACCUGCGUGAGUUAGUUGGACGUGGGGGUCAGUUCAAUGAUCCGUUCCAUAACAUCUCAGUCCUCAACGCUUCAUUCCCCUCAUCGCCUGCUCCCAAAUCACGGCCUGAGUUGCAAACCACGUCAGCUUACCUCCUCCCUUCAUUCAAGUAUGUCCCUUGGCUACCGCGAGUCUCAUUUGACAGCGUUGAGGCACUGGUGAGGGGCUAUCUCCUCCCUGAAAAGCUGCACCCAUUGCAUGACGGGCUGUCACCCAUUCACCGAGACCGUUUACUUCGCAAACCCGCCUAUCAAAACGCUCUGUACGGUGUCAAGGACGUCGAUGAGGUUGUGGUGCUCAUCUGUGGACAUGGAGGGCGGGACCAGAGGUGUGGUGCUUAUGGGCCACUGCUGAGGGGCGAGUUUGAGAAACGACUGCCUGAGAAGGGCAUCGAGGUGGUUACAGGGCCGGUGGAGGUGGAGGUGGACGAGACAGUUCAGGCCCUGGAAGACGGGGAAGGGAAGAAGGACGAAAGAGCCAAGACGGCGGCCAGAAUUGGCUUGAUCAGUCAUAUUGGUGGACAUAAGUUUGCGGGCAAUGUCAUCAUUUAUAUACCUCCAAACCAGACAACCAAGGAUGGGGUGCGGCAUCCGUUGGCUGGUCAUGGGAUCUGGUAUGGGAGGGUUGAGCCGAGACAUAUUGAGGGCAUCGUGGAGGAGACAAUAUUGCAGGGAAAGGUGGUAGAAGAGCUCUUUAGGGGAGGUAUCACUCAGGAUGGAAAGAUUCUGCGACUUUGA
This is a messenger RNA of Podospora anserina S mat+, 1062 nucleotides long. RefSeq lists its product as uncharacterized. NCBI's taxonomy places the organism in Eukaryota, Fungi, Ascomycota, Sordariomycetes, Sordariales, Podosporaceae. The coding region runs from base 1 to 1062 and encodes 353 amino acids. The transcript is spliced from 2 exons. The record is from RefSeq and is a predicted model, not a curated record.